Molecule: messenger RNA, 6767 nt
Organism: Bombus pyrosoma
Lineage: Eukaryota; Metazoa; Arthropoda; Insecta; Hymenoptera; Apidae
Gene: Trf2
Product: TATA box-binding protein-like 1
Exons: 5
Coding region: 161-1033 (290 amino acids)
Biological process (GO): DNA-templated transcription initiation
Molecular function (GO): DNA binding; general transcription initiation factor activity
Source: RefSeq, a predicted model, not a curated record
AUCAUUGCCGCGUCCGUGACUUUGAUCAGUAGCUAGUCUAGUGAAGAUGGCCGAAAACAAUGGCAGUGAUUAUUGAGCUAACUUUGCGUUCUCCUGGCACUUGUCAACAAAGAAGUUAUCUUUAAUAAAAAAGCAUAUAACAUAGGCACAAGGAUAUAUUAUGGCAACUGCUAUUCAAAAGAAUGGCAUGAAACCUUUAACAAACACAUCAAUAAAUCACGUAGAGGAUGUAAAGAAUUUAGACAAUACCAACAUAUGUAAAGAAGAAAAAGAUGAGAGGAUAUUUGAUGGACAGAUCCAACCUUACAUGGAGCCUCAUGAACAAGAACCUCGUGAAUUGGAUAUCGUUAUCAAUAAUGUAGUUUGCAGCUUCAGCGUUAGGUGUCAUUUAAAUUUACGAGAAAUUGCGCUAAAUGGAUCUAAUGUGGAAUAUAGAAGAGAGAAUGGGAUGAUUACUAUGAAACUAAGGAGACCAUAUACUACUGCUUCUAUAUGGUCUUCUGGCAAGGUAACGUGUACCGGUGCAACUAGUGAAGUUCAAGCAAAGAUAGCAGCUCGCCGCUUUGCUCGUUCACUUCAGAAGCUUGGAUUUAAAGUACGAUUUAACAAUUAUAGAGUGGUUAAUGUACUGGGUACAUGCUGUAUGCCAUUUGCAAUCAAGAUAACAUCAUUUUCAUCAUGUCAUAAAGAAAAUGCAGAUUAUGAGCCAGAAUUACAUCCUGGUGUCACAUACAAACUAAAAGAACCAAAAGCUACAUUGAAAAUAUUUUCUACUGGAAGUGUCACUGUAACAGCUCCCAAUGUUGCCGCUGUCCAAGCUGCAAUUGAAUAUAUUUAUCCACUAGUCUACGAAUUUCGUAAGGAGAGAACGACAGAAGAUGAACUUGCCCUAACAACGAAGAAGCGUAGAAUGGGGCUAAGAAAAAGAAGUCGUGAUGAGUUCCUACAUGAUCAAGAUUAUAUAUAUGAUACCAUGUUCUCUGACGAGGAGGAGGAAGAAGAAGAGGGUGAGAGUGACGCCAGUUGGGACUGAGCUGUUUAUUUUGCUGCUCCUCUGUUAAUUGUGAAACUGUUAUACUUCUUACAUCUUGUUCUACAAGGAAAAGAAAAGAAAAAAAAAAAAUAGAUACAUACUGCUUUGUGUACAAAAGUGUUAUCUAGAGAGUGAAGUGAAGUAUUCUAUUUCCCUUAGUGAAAAGACAAUGUGUGAGUGCUAGAGACAAAUAUGCACAUGCAAGUGCUUUAAUUAUGAUUAUACUAAUAUUGAAUCAACUGAACUGAAUUUCAUCAUCGUAACGAUAUCGUCAUAAUUUACUUUCAUUAAUGAUACACAUACGUACAUAGAUACAUUCUUAUAUAUAUCAUACAUACAUAUAUAUAUAUAUGUAUAUAUAUAUACAUAUACACAUACACACACAUAUGUAUAUAAUAUGCAUAUCGUGUGUAUUGUAUGUGUGUGUGUGUGUGCGCGUGUGCGUGUGUGUGUAUAUAUAUAGAUAUAUAGAUAUAUAUAUAUAAAUGUCAGACAUAAAAACAAUGUAUGCAUAUUCAUUGUGUUUAGCAAACAAUAUCUCAACACUUGUUCAAUCUUUUCUGUUUUCCAUCUUUUCCUUUCAUUUUUGUUCUUCUGAUAGAAUUUGCUACAUUUAAGUAAUUAGAAGUAAUUCUAAAGAGAACUUGUUUGUAACCAUGCUACUCUAUAAUUUAAAUAAUGAAUCGAUUCAUGUUUAUUUAGUUUUUCAUUAUAUAAUGACAGAUUAUAUGCUGAACUUUUGUAGCGAUGGAAAGUGUACACAUUUUUGCUGUUUUAUUAUUCUUUUUUUCUACUUAUAUAUAUAUAUAUAUAUAAUCUAUUUCUGCUUAAUUAACAUAUUGUGCCAAAGAUGGAUGUCUAAAAUUUGAGAUAAAGUGAUCAAAGGACAUCUAAGAAGCUAAAAAUUUUGUUUAGUAUCACAAUUUACUUUUCUACUACAAUGACAUAUUAUACUACAUUUGAGGAUAUUUCUAUACAAAUGACAUUUUUGUUAGUAUAAUAACAGAGAGUCGAUCUAAUUUAAUUUGAUUUUAAAAGUCUUUUAAUGGAAACUUUUUUCGUUUUCUGUUAAAUAAGUUAAAAAAGCUGCAGUACGGGAAAAAUUUGUUUUAAGCGUCUGUAUGGUUACUCUAUAUGGCUAUGGGCUGUGUUAACACCAUUAACAGUUGCAACAAAAAAAAAAAAAAAAAAAAAAAAGAAAAAAAAAGAAGAAGAAAAAAAAAGACGCUAUGUAAAAUGAUUAUUAUCUUCUAUUAAUUGUAUAAAAAUUACGCAGGCCUGAUAGCAGUGUUUUAAUAUUGGGCUUCAUUAUUUAUGCUUACAUCGAUAUACAGAUUAGUCCCAAGCCUGGAUAUUAGUUUAAAAUAACUUGUCAAUCCUCCCUUCUUGGUUGUUAUGGAACGUACUUGAAAAGUGAAACAAGAGAUCAUAACAUCAGUGAAGUGUCUCAUUUUACCUUUUGAGAAUCGCAACAAAAAUUUAAAGAAUAGAACAGAUUACGAUAACAUAUUACUCAUCGUUUCUAAUAUCUAUUACCAACGUGUAAGAUCUUGUUCAUUUAUUUAUUUAUCACUUGCAGUAUCCUCAUGACGAUAAGCGUAUUUGAAUUAUGUCGUUAUCAUUUAAUUUUAAUUAGUUAGUUAUUGUCAUAUAUCAUAGUUUGAGGAAUGAUAAAUGUUAUGUUUUACAAAAUAUUCAAAAAUACGAGUCUAAUACAUCUUAAAUACGAGAAGCUUGACUGACGCAAGGCUAUUUUUAAAUUCUGUUUGGUAAUAAAACCUAGGAAUAGAUAACAUACAAAAUUUGUUAUAAUUGUAUGGUGUACUUUAACGAAAACAAAAACAUUCUCUGACAACAUUACUAUCAUUUAAAAGUAGACGUAUGGACUUUAAAUAAGACAUAGUGUAAAUAAAUCAAGUUAUCCAGAUAUACUAAUAUGCAAUUAGUUGUAUACUUUCUGAAUAUUAUAAAACAACAUGCAUACCUUACACCUGUUACUAAUUAUAUACAUUCUUGAUGAUCCUUUUUCAUAUCAUAAGUACGCGUGAAUGAAGAAAAACAUUGGCAAUACCUUUCAAUACUAUAAUGAAUAUUGAUCUGUACCUUGUGCCAUACAUAAUGCUAUUUGUACACUAAGCUUAAUUGAAUUCUCAUAAUCACCAAUGAUUUAAUAUUAACUAUAUGCGAAACAAGUUCUUUUACAAAGAUGCUAUAGUCACUGCCCGUAGUAUAUCCAAGAUACGAAAAUUAAGAGCUCGAAUUUAAUUAAAAUAUAUAUGACAUUAGGCACUUACUUGAAGCACCUUAAUUUUACAUCGAUUACCAAAUGUAUUAAAUAUUAUCAUACGAAUGAAGAACUUUUAUUUUAAGAAUGGCAAUAAUGUCAGAACCGCUGUGUAAUUUAUAACUUUGUUGAAGUCAAUACAUAUAUACAUUUCAUGCCUUUCUUUCUUUCAUAGUUAAAAAAUAUACAAUAUGUAGAAACAUUAUAUACUUUUGUAAUUAUUUUAGAUGUGCAUUAAAAUUUAAUACAAAGUAUUAUGAAUUUAAAGCGUUUUAUAGGAAUGUUAUUUGAACAAAAUUUUCAGAAACUUUCAUUUAGCAUUUAUAAAUACAAUUCUCUUUUAUUAUAAAAUAGUAUCAUUCCUUAGUUUUUAUUUGAAGUCCUCCAUGUUAUGUCCUUUAACUAACAUCAAUUGAAAAAUCUUGAUAUUUUAUGGUUAUAAACAAUAAUGAUUAAAAAAAAAAAAUUGCAUUUUAAAGUUAUAAUUAAUGCUAGAAUAAAGAUAAGACGGUAAAACUUUCUUUACCUUGGGUGAUGUAAUAAUAACAUUAAUAUGAAAAAAGGCAGUAUAUUUAAUUUAUGUUACGUAAAACACAUUUUCCCGUUUGUUGUAAAACUAUAAAAAUGCGAUUUAUGGAUUUUCAGCAGUUUUCAGAAAAAUUAUUUGAUACGUACGUUGACGUAAAAUAUUUGUUUCUUAAUUUAGUAAUAGUUUCUACUAGUUUAACAAUCUAAAUGUAAAGGUUUCUGGCAUUGUUCCAUAAAUUUUAUAUUGGAAGAACCUAGAGAAAUUGUUUAAGGAAAUCUAAUGACAAUGCUUUUUCUAAAGCGGUAUUUGCUAUAAAAAGGAAAAGUUUAGCGGAAUUUAUAAUAUCUAUACAAUCAUUGCACACAAACUUGUAUAGCGAAUUUCUGGAACGAAAUAUCCUAUUCUACAUAUCUCCAUUUCUGGAAUGAUAUAUCUUAUCCUAUAUAUACAGCAGCAUGAAAUCUAAAUAUAGUAAUUAUAUUCAAUGCAGUAAAUUAUUGUCCAAAAUAUCUCUGAUGUAUUAUUGUAUGCAUAGAGUACAGAAGUAUUUACAUUGAAGGAAUUUAUAUUAGGAAUCAUAUAAUUUUCGAGUAGCAAACUAUCUUAUUUAGAAUGCUUAAAAUAAAUAAAACCAUUCUUUAUACUUAUUUUUUCAAUUAUAUCUGCUGGCACUUCAUUCUUUUCUGGAUAAGAUUAUUAAUGUCAUAAAGAAAAUUGUUUUAUCAUAAUUAUUGCCAUUAUUAUGUUUUACAUUCUUCUGAACUUUGUAUAUGUAGCUAAUAUUUCCUAGAGCAUAUUUAGAAAGUGUUUGUCGAUGAAGUUAUAUUCAAAUUCAACUUAAUGUCAGCAUGGAACUGCAGUGAUGUUAUUUAGUAUUACAUGUAAUUUAAUGUUAGUUUCUAAAAUGAAUCAUUCUUUAUUACAACCGAGUGACUGCCAAUCACAGACUAUAACUAAAUGCUAUUUCAGUACUCUCAUCCGAACAAACGCAACUGUUUUAAUGAUUUUUUCAAAUUCAUGACAAUAAAAUAUUAAUUGUUAUUGUUUACUAGUAUAACAUCAUAUGUUUACGAUACAUUUUUUUUUUAAUAAUAAUUUUAAUUUAUUCUCGAUCUUUAUAAGAAUAUAUCAGGCUUUAUAUCCAAAGUAGUUUAAGCAGCAUAAGUAUUAAUAUUACACUGUUAUAAAUAUUUCUACUUCUACUGAUACUUUUAAUAUCAAGCAUUAUUUUAUGCUGCUCAUACUAUCUGAUUUGAACAAAUUAAUUAUAAUUGACAUACUAUAAUUGCUACAUAUAAAAGCAAAGUUUCUGAUCGCUAAUAUCAUGAAAAAUGAUGUGCACUUUUACCAAAUCUACUAAAUUUAAUGUACGUUACUGUUUUCACAUUCCAGGCCUCUUGAUACUAUUAUUUUCUAGUCUGAGAAUAUAUUUACACCAAAGACAGUCCGUAAAAACAUGUUGCGAUUUAAAAUAGUAUAGGUAACAUGAAUACAUUGCUCAAGAUUGAUGAAAUUUAACUAUGCUAUUCUUAAUAAAGUGCUUGUACAGUUAUUAACGAAAACAUGUAAUAUCUUUUCAACAUAUUUGCAAAUCAAAUUGUAUGUUAUCAUGAAAAUGAAAGAAUUUAUUAAAAAUUUUGGUAGAGGUGAACAUUCUCUGUUAAUCCUUAUAUGUACUCGUAGUUAUAACAUCUCUGAAUGUGUCCAUAGCAAAGUAUAAUUUUCUAGCGUAAUACAUCAUCAGAUAUAAUCAUUAUUUUUAUAGGUAUAAAUAACUAGACGUUUAUGAAUAUGUAUCUGGUUGUUAUAUCGAUCUUUGAAAAUACUUCAUUUGCAGCUUAACACGAGACAUGUUUAGAUGGUACAAAUGUUAUGAUAUUAAGCAAAGUUACACAGUUUUAAUUGAUUCAUUAAAACUGGGGAUAAUUUUAUAACAUAUUAUAAUCGUUAGAGAAGCACUAAGUUCUCGAUGUUGUCAUUGUCUUAAAUCGUUAUUAUUGACAUAAUGAUGUACUAUCAUGUAGCUGUAUCAGUUUAUAGCGAAGAAAAAGAAAACGUAGAAAAAUAUGCUAAUAUGGUAUAUAUUGUAUCAAUUAAAUAAUAGUAAUACAUCGUAUAUACUGAUAUUUAUAGUAAAUAUUUCUUUGAAUUCAACAUAGUUACUAAUAUUAUACAUUUACAUUCUUUAUUCAUUCCUUUGCACGGUACGAUUGAAUUCUAAGGCAAUAAUGAAUGUGAUUUUGUGAAAAUCAAUCCGCAGUAGAGAAAUAUAUACAUAGUUCAGUUAUAACGAGUUAUUUUUUCUUCUUUUUUCUUUUUUUUUUUUUAUAAACUUUUUUCCUCUGUUCUUGAAACUUGCUCGAAAUAUUGAUGAAUAAAAUGUAUCAAAAUGGUACCCUAUCAAUUCUUUAACGCACUAUCAAUAGUAUUAGUAAUACAUACAUGAAUUGUUUUAAAGUAUGGUAGUUAUAAAGUAUAUUUAGUAUGUAGAAUAAUGUUGCAUCGAUAGCAUGGCCUCUUCUAGAAUAUGUAUUUAUGAAUACUUUUAAUAGAGCAUUAUAUAGAUUUUAAAUUUAAGAGAUGUUCACACUCACUUUCAAAGAGAUUUUCUGCGUAAUGCAUUGUGAAGCUACUAUUUUCAUGUAAACAUGAGUAAUUUUCAAUCUACUGCAACGUGUACACUAAAUAUUGAUGCAUAAAAUAAGUAAGAUAAAUUAAAAAAUAUGUAAAAGAAAAAAAAAAAAAAAAAAGGAAAAUAAGAAAAUGAUAUACUUUCUAAAGUAUGAGCCCAAGGCAUCCAUGAUAAUUUAUAUGUAACUUUUCAUUAGGUAGAUAUGUAUUAAAGACUGUUGAAUGAACUGUACAUGAAAAUUUUUAUGUAAAAAUCAAAGAAAUAAAAGGCAAUGAUUAAUUUAAAUCAA